Penicillium verrucosum is the source of this 1647-nucleotide messenger RNA. Its product is annotated as MFS transporter. Gene Ontology annotation, biological process: transmembrane transport. Gene Ontology annotation, molecular function: transmembrane transporter activity. NCBI's taxonomy places the organism in Eukaryota, Fungi, Ascomycota, Eurotiomycetes, Eurotiales, Aspergillaceae. Bases 1 to 1647 code for a protein of 548 amino acids. The record is from RefSeq and is a predicted model, not a curated record. The transcript has a single exon.
AUGCGCAAGGACUUGCAAGAAAGCAUUCAAUUGCACGGUCUGAAUGCUGCUACGGAUUAUGCUCAUACACAACCAACCAACGAUAUCCUAGAGGAUGUUGAUGAUGCCAGACUGGAGAAAGGUAUCCGUCCACUAUCCGCUACACGGAGAAUCGUGCUACAUGACGGCAAGAGAGUGACAGUCCCUGGCGUUAAACCCCAUAACGUAUCCGAAACCUCUGAACAAUUCGACCCAGAAUCACUGUUUAUUGUCGGCUUCGAUGGUCCCAAUGACCAACUCAAUCCCAAAAACUGGUCUAUGGGACGAAAAUGGUCGACAUUGGGCAUCGUUGGCACUACGGGUAUGCUGGUCGGAUGGGCUUCAUCAAUCGACUCCACUGUGAUCAAACAAGGACAGGAGGAAUACGGGGUCAGCGAGAUUGUCGAAUCCCUAGCAACAGCGCUUUUCCUGAUUGCUUUCGGCAUCGGCUCUCUUGUGGCUGCACCCUUUUCUGAGACCGUUGGACGAAACCCAGUCUACAUCGUUACGUUGUUCAUCCUUAUGAUUUUUACAAUGGCCUCAGGACUCGCACCAAAUAUCGGAGCCCAACUUGCCUUCCGUUUCCUGGCCGGACUCUUUGGAUGUACGCCAAUGACCACGUUUGGCGGCAGUAUGGCCGACAUCUUUGACCCCAUCGAGCGCACUUAUGCCUUUCCAAUUUGCUGCACACUCUCAUUCCUCGGACCCUUUCUUGCUCCAAUGGUUGGGUCGUUUAUUGGCCAAAGCACGCACAUCAGUUGGCGCUGGACUGAAUGGUGCACGAUGAUCAUGGCUGGGCUAGUGACAUCUGCCAUCUUCUUCUUUGUUCCAGAAACCUAUGGGCCAGUACUGUUGGGGUGGAAAGCGAAACACCUCCGUGAAAUCACCGGUGACCAACGUUUCAAGGCGGAGUUUGAAUUACGACAGACACCGCUCUUCACUCGGUUGAUGCACAGCUGCUCUCGCCCUUUCAACUUGUUCUUUAGAGAAAUCAUGGUGACGCUCUUUACUAUUUAUCUCGUCGUCGUUUAUAUCGUUCUUUUUGGGUUCUUGACGGGUUAUGAGUUCAUCUUUGGCGACACAUAUGGCUUCAAUCAGGGUUCCGUGGGAUUGACGUUUAUUGGUAUGAACGUAGGUUUCCUGAUUGCAUUUGCCCUAGUGCCACAUGUCUACUUCGCAUACAGGAAGAGACUCUCAAAAGCCAUUGCGAAUGGGGAGAAAACCCUUCCACCGGAGGAGCGGCUUUGGUUCGCUAUGUACGGUGCUCCUUGGUUGCCAAUCUCUCUUUUCUGGAUGGGUUGGACCAGCUACCCCUCGGUUUCUUACUGGUCACCUUUGAUAGCCUCGGUGGCUUUUGGAUUCUCUGUUCAGGGAAUAUUUAUCUCAACAUAUCAGUAUCUCAUCGACACGUAUGAGCUUUUCGCGGCUAGUGCGUUGGUGAGCGCCACUUUCUUCCGAUAUAUUGCCGCUGGUGCCAUGGUCAUCGUGUCAAUUCCAAUGUACAGCAAUUUUGGUGUUCAUUGGUCUCUCACGUUGUUAGGAUGUAUCUCCACCGUGAUGACACCCGUCCCAUUUGUUUUCUACAAAUAUGGGCAUUUAAUUCGACAGCGGAAUAUAAACAGGGCUUGA